AUCGACUGGACCCGCCCUUUCCAGAACCCGCAUCGAAAUGCUGGAUAUCAAUCGAAUCACCCAGCUUGCUACUGAAGCUGCAGAAGAAUCGGGAUCGGAAAUCACUUGGAAGGAAGCCGAAGCGAGAGCAAUGGAACCAACCAAGAAGAUCCUCGAGCUCCUCGACCUCAUCCUCCUCGACCUCAUCCUACCACCGAUCCACCAAUCGCCUCCCUCCCUGCAGUCCCUGCAGUCCCUGCAGUCCACCGAGCGCUCCAAGCUCGAUCUCACUGAGUACAUGCGCUCGAAGGGUGAACAGCUGAGCUCGCAACUGCUUUCCGGUAUCAUCGACAAGUUCCCUGAAGGCCUCGACAUUCUCUCUGAGGCGUCGACGCGGUCGCAUGUCGAAGCGGCAGUUUACGUCAACGACCCCCUGCUUGGAGUCUUUCGGGAGGCGUUUACCGCCGUCACCGGGAACAAGGAUUUUGUCAAUCCUGUGUCAGCCUCGACCUCGGCAACAUCCAUCUUUCUGUCAUACCCCCCUGCCUCCAAGCAGAAGAAGACUUCGGUUGUCGAUCCAACUUCGGUUGUCGAUCCAACUUCGGUUGUCGAUCCAACUUCGGUUGUCGAUCCAACUUCCGUUGUCGAUCCAACUUCCGUUGUCGAUCCAAAUUCGGUUCCUUCGAUCACCGAACUCGAUGCAUGGACCUCGAGGCUGCUGAAGAAGCAGAAGUGGGCCCGAACUUACAUAGCAGACGUCUGGCCUGUUCAGAUGAGGAUUCCUUAUAGGGAUUCGAAAGCAGAAUCAUCGCCUACCUACAUUCGGCACACCUUUGGUGGUGCUAACGGCAAAGUCAGGUCGAAAGUUAGGUCCAUUAUCGGUCAAGCGAUCCUGUUCCGGUAUACAGUUCAUACCAUCGUACAACGGCUGAUCAGCGGCGGGGGGACGGUCAAUGUCUUCUCCGGAGCUUACGCUCGACGCGCCUUCGAGGCGGCGCUCGACGUCGUAGCGAACGACGAUAGCGUAUCCAUAUACCGUGCUACUACGCCUGUAUACACGGUCGUCUACAAGAGGUCGAUCAAUCUAUUCAUACCCCACCUCAGCUGCGUGCGGGUAGUCACUGCAACAGCUGCUAAUGCCUAUCGUAUCGAUGCGACAUUGUCCUUACUGAGACUUGUCGCCACAUGUGCGACAACACGCAUGGCUAUCGUGGAUUUCAGUGAGUGCCGCAUGGCCAUCACGGGAGGACUCGAGAUCCCUGAAGGGCAGCUGGAAGUGGCCGGGGCCGACAUCAUCCGAGCGAGACGCAGCAAGACGGCGGCCGAAAAAGCCGAACAACGCAUCGCUUGGCACCACGCAAAGGCGGCUGCUAUCAUUCGAGCUUACACAGCUCGACAACUCAGGAAUCGCGAUCCGGCGAUUCGCGCAGCUCGACGACUGAAGGAGCAAGACCCCGAGUACCGAGCUCGCUGCCGCGAUCGUGCUCGCAUUCGUCGAUACGAUCCCGAACUUCGCCCUGCCUACCUCGCUCGCUGCCGCGAUCGUGCUCGCAUUCGCCGAUACGAUCCAGAACUUCGCCCUGCCUACCUCGCUCAAAAGGCUCAAUACGCGAGAGCUUACCGACGCAGGAGCGCCCACGCCCGAGCAUACGGGAGGGCCUACGGCCAACAAUACAGGCAGCGGCCCGACAGAAUCAUCGCGGAAAGGGAGAGGUCUCGCCGUAGACAAGCAUCGAGGGUCUAUACGCCAAAGACGCUUGCCAAAGCUAGAGAGGGCGCUUUCAAAUACUACUGGAAGAACAAGGACAAGGUUCUCCAAAAACACGCAGAGAGGCGAGCUCGGAUCAAGGGAGACGAGCAAGCGUACCAAGCCGCCCGCGAGCAAGGACGAAAAUGGAGCCGUGCCUCGUAUGCAAAGCGUGCAGAGAGCAUCAACACGAAGAGAAAGCAGGCCCGCAACGACAUCAAGGAGAACGACCCGGAACGAUAUGCGAAGUCUCUCGAGCAGUCCCGCAAACACGCGGCGAAGUCUCAUGUCAAGAAAGCGGCCGCGAAGCAGACGCUAAAGACGGAGAAUCCGGACGAGUGGGAACGACAACAGCAGAAGAAGCGCGACUACGAGAAAGCUCAACAUCAAAAAAAGCGAAGUCCCGCCGCCAUCGCCAAUGCGGAGCUGAGAGCGCUCAAGCAGUCGGAUCCCGAUGAAUGGGAACGACAACACAAGGCCAAACAACGAGACCAGAGGAGGGCGGCUCUCAUCAAACGUCAAGCGGCGAAGGGGAAGACCGUUGGGCCUCCUAGGAAGGCUUCAUCUCGCAAAGGAAAGGCGCCGAUUCGGUGAAGGAUAGCAUCAACAUCCCCCUACCCCGCCUCUACGUCGUCAACUGGCAUCGACGCAAGUGACGGUUUCAUGAUUUCGAUCUCGAUUCUUCUCUACGUUAUAAUCCACCUUCGUAUCUGUACUCUCGACUGUCUUACGCUCGCACUAAUCACGAUUGUCGUCGACAUAGACCGCAUGAUCCGAAUCCACUUAUGCAAUACGAUAUCGAUACGCAAAGUUUGUGGGAGUUCACAAAGUAAACAAACGGUCGCUUUUUUAAACAGCGUGAAAGUCACCCCGCCGACCGUUGUUUUUCGCUCGAUCGGACGUCGAUUUCAAACGACACUGCCGCGGAUCUGGGUUCCGUAUGGUUGAAGCGGUAUGCAGCUACAUGCAGAUGGGGUUCGAGGCAUGAGCGAUCCUAGCGAUUUUUCGCACCAUUAGCUGGGAGACGAACGAA
This is a messenger RNA of Filobasidium floriforme, 2759 nucleotides long. RefSeq lists its product as uncharacterized. Lineage: Eukaryota; Fungi; Basidiomycota; Tremellomycetes; Filobasidiales; Filobasidiaceae. The coding region runs from base 38 to 2320 and encodes 760 amino acids. The record is from RefSeq and is a predicted model, not a curated record. The transcript has 4 exons.